Triticum aestivum (bread wheat) is the source of this 1828-nucleotide messenger RNA. Its product is annotated as cytosolic sulfotransferase 8-like. Bases 492 to 1532 code for a protein of 346 amino acids. Lineage: Eukaryota; Viridiplantae; Streptophyta; Magnoliopsida; Poales; Poaceae. The record is from RefSeq and is a predicted model, not a curated record. The transcript has a single exon. Gene Ontology annotation, molecular function: sulfotransferase activity.
AUCUAUAAUUUCUAAGUAUUUACUAACACAUUCAUGAAAAUGAUGGUAAAAAAUGCAUGCAUUAUAGAGCCUGUGAUGUCUUUAAGGACUUCAGAAGUAAUGGCUAGCCCGUGCAGCAGCUGCACGGGUUGAUGACUAGUGUCAAUAAGUUAAGUGGUGUAGCACUUUUGUUCUUGGAGACACGAGCAUCUUUGAAGAUUAUGUGUCGGGAGGAUUGAGAUCCAGUGUCAGUGACCCCCCUCUCCAUACCAUCCCAUCGAGAAUCAACAGGCAGAUCGACAGUACGUGUUACAGCGUGACAUGCAUGUCACUGGAUCUCUCUCCGUGUCGGCAACUGCUGGGAGCAUCUUUGAAGAUGUAAUGUGCUGAAAAUAGAACUCGUGUCAGAAUACAGUCUACCUACCAAACACAUAUAUAGUACUUGAUUCGCCAUCAGACUCAGAGCACUGUGGCCAAGAGGGUCGUCGCUGUAGAGGAGACAUCGAUCGACGAUGGCCGCCGACGGCGAGCACGGGCAUCCCACGCUGCACACGCACAACGUGGACGAGGUGAGCCCGACCCUACCGCUGGAAACGCGGUGGCCACCGUCCGCGCACCGCCGGUACCGCGGCUUCUGGGUGCCCAAGCUGUUCCUGCCGGCGUUGGCGGCCUUCAACGACCACUUCGAGCCGGCGCCAGGCGACGUGCUCCUGGUCACCUGCCCCAAGUCCGGCACCACGUGGCUGAAGGCCCUCGCCUUCGCCAUCGCGCACCGCGCCGCGCACCCGCCGUCGUCCGCCGACCACCCGCUCCUGGUCCGCAACCCGCACGGCUGCGUCGGGUUCCUGGAAGGCGUCUUCUUCGGCCACUCUGUCGAGGAGGCGCGCGACGUCCUGGCCGCCGCGUGCCCGUCCCCGCCGCGCGUGCUCUCCACCCACUGGGCCUACUCUCAGCUGCCGGAGCGCGUCACGGGCGGCUGCCGGAUCGUGUACCUCUGCCGGGACCCCAAGGACGUGCUGGUGUCGUGGUACUGGUUCCUCAAGAAGGUGGUUGCCCACGGCGCCACCGGCGACCACCCCGACCUCGACUUCGCCGAGCUCUACGAGGUGUUCUGCGAGGGCCGCAACGGAUACGGCCCCGUGUGGCGGCAGGCGGCCGAGUACUGGGAGGCGAGCAGGGAUCGGCCGGACAAGGUGCUCUUCCUCAGGUACGAGGAGAUGUUGCGCGACCCGUCGGGCAACGUCCGGAGGCUGGCGCGGUUCAUGGGGUGGCCGUUCACGGCGGAGGAGGAGGACGCCGGCGUGGUGGGCGCCAUCCUGGAGCUGUGCAGCCUGGAGAAGCUGCGGAACCUGGAGGUGAACAGGAACGGCGCGCCGGCGAUUCCCGUCGUCUCCAACGACGCCUUCUUCAGGAAGGGCGUGGUAGGCGACUGGCGCAACCACAUGACGCCGGCCAUGGCGGCGAGGCUGGAUGGCAUCGUCGACGACGCCCUGCGAGGCACGGGCUUCUCCUUUACUGACUCUGGCCACGCGGAAGAAGGCGUUGCGCCGUAGCGGUCGACGGCGGAAGAAGUCAUACGUGGAUUGGAUCAAGCACGAGUAAUUAAUGCCCGUAUUGUCCGUAAUACUAUAUGUCAGGUAGCUGAAUUUUCAUUUUAUCGGUCAAGUCAAAUUUGUUGUCGUUGAUUCAAUGUGCUUUAUGAUAAGUCCAUUUCCUGUCAAGGAAAAGACGAUUUGACUGACGCUGUUAUUUAUUCAGUCCAUUUCCUGCCUUUCCUUGCUGAGUGCAUGAUGUAGCCCCCUGCAUGCAUGUCUCCACUCCUGACUCUCGCACCCACAUGGAUGGAUGA